CACUCAGUGGGGGAGGUAGAGUUUAGAUCAAACCUUGCACUGGAGGAUAGCAGGACUGCGUACCCCAUAUGCUGCCUUAUGAAAGAAAUAUUACAAAUGGGCCUUCUUAUAAAGCUCUACAUUGAACAGAAAGAGUUACAAUGGAAUUAAUUGACUAUAUAUACCCCAAAUUGUUUUACAGAAGGAUGCUACUCGUACUGGUUGGAAUACUUGGAUAUUUUUCUUGCUCAAACUGCGAUGCCUCUGCUAUUAAUGGUCCUUGGAGACGCAUUGGAGCCAGAAGAGUCAAUCCCCCAUACGCAACACCAUCAGCGCCAAUGCCUGAUUUCGAUUUCAUGCUUUCACAUUCAAUGCCUAUGCUAUGUCCGUCAACGUCAAUAGGUAUCCCAAGGAAAAUGACGCUCACAGACGCACAGAUGUUGGAACUUCUGCACGCGAACGGGGGCUCGUUCAACCCAAGUGUCAUGGCGGCUGCAAGAGCAGCAGCAGAUCAGUUCCCAAAUUUAAUACCACUGACACAAUAUACAGAGGAUGACCAAAUUGACAGAACGUUCGACUUCGAUCCUGUCACAGACAACGAGAUUGCCAAGCAGACCUUGAUAGAAGAUUUAAAUAAAUGGUCGUCGUUAAAACAGCAAGUGGUCAAUGGAACAUUACCCAGAGCUACUGUGUCUUCAAUGCAUUCAACCACCCAAUCAGUGGAACAGGGAGGAUCUCCAACAACACCGGAUGUGUUUGGAAGUGUAAAUCAGGAUUCCAUGUCUAGUACAAAUGACCAUCAACAAGAAAGUGCAAUAGUUGAUCAAAAGUUGAAGUCCAAAUUGGAACAACUUCAUAAACAAAUAGAGCUGUUACUACAAGGCAAUUCAAUUAGAUCCGAAGGUGUGAUGGGUCUGAUGAACAGUUUCAAUAUCAGUACGCAUCCGCGCAUAUUACAAGGACUAGAUCCGGGCUCUAGACUUGGACCACAGAGAGUCAUUAGGAGUACAGAUGGUUCGACGUCCGUCAUACAGUACUGUCGACAGAAGGGCAACGCUACUGCUGAUGGGUUCUUACACAUGUGUGACGAGUGCGCAGCUACCACCACCUUAGCUUCAGACAAGUUCCCGCCGUAUCUUAACGAGAUUGUUUGCGGAACAAGUGACAGAACGUGCCUGACCGUCCGUGGCACACCUCACGGUGCCUGUAAACAAAGUUUUAUAUACGUAAACAUGCUACGGAGACGACCUGGAGGAUGUCGCAUAAUGAUACAGAAUGGACAACAGGUUUUGGUAGACGCAUGGGAGGUCUAUACUCAGAAGAUUCGAUCAGGAUGCGAGUGUUUUAUUAACAGACAGUCUCUCUUCGCCAAAUACAUCGGGCCACUCGGCUAGCAACAAUAGACACCCAUAGAAAACUUCAAAAGAUGAUUUGCUGUAAAUGAAAUGUGUGGCACGCGUGCAGUAGUUGCAGCUAUGAUGAAUGAUUUUUGUGAAUGUUAAUAAUGAGGUGUGGCUACUUUUAAUAUUAUUUAUUAGCCUUUCUUCUGGGUCUGACAACCAAUUACAACCAACACCGGGAGUCAAAGCCAUGCUUGGUAUCACUUUGUCAAACGCUUUGAGCCAUCAUGGCCAUCUGGAAAUUCUUUUGAAAGUGUUUAUACGAACGUGUUUCGAUUUAAGUACUUAAUUCUAUCACAUAGCUUACUUCGAACAAAUAUCAAGAACAUAUGUGCGUCACUAGCCUCCCAACGACAAUGACUGAAAAAGCAGUUAGCAACCAUAGGAGCUAUGACUGCCAUUAGCCGAGUGCUGACGUCAUCAUUAUUAUAACACCAUGAUGGUAAUGCAUACUAAAUAUGUGAUAAAUGUUUUAUCUGAACUAAGUUCUGAUUUCUUAGAAGUAAUGUCAAGUUUUAGAUUCAAGAAAAAAUAGUUAAAUAGUUAUGAUCAUGGAACUGCUUUAAGUUGGUUUUCAUACAUAUGUAUUAAAAAUGAAUGCCAAUUAGGAUCACGCAGUUACACGUUGAUGCUUUAUCACACUUCAUGGAAUUUGCCGUUUCCAGUUGAUAUUGUGUCAGCUUAUGUCUGCAUGUUGGCCCAGUGUUAAACUUAGAUAACAUUGCGAAUAUAUAGACUUUUAUUUAGACUAAAACCCAUGGUAUACAUUGUCCAUCCAUGGCAUACAAACACACCACGUGUUGGUCAACUGUUCGCCAUUACUUUCAUUUCAUUUCUAAUUUGUUUGUGAGGCUCCUUGAUUAAUUUUGUUGUUCAAAAAUGUCCAAUGUUUUGCUUUGUUUAAUGUGUGAUCACAUUCAAUCUGGGUGUUAUAAUAUGUGUACAUUUGUAUAGCCCGAAUCUCAUUUGUGAUAUAUGUACUUAAGUAGCUAUUUCUCAACCAUUUCAGUUCAUAAUAAUGCCAUGUAUAGCUGACGGACGUGCAUCUAUACAUAUAUUUCUGCUUGAAUUUGUGUGUGCGAUUUUUGUUUUUUGUAUGGUAUCUCAUGUGUGAACGGAGGAGUAAUGUUAAAAGUAUAUCAUGGAUUUUACAUGACGUCUGCAAAAUGUGCAAAACUUAAACGCACGAUUAUACAAAACAGGUGUCACUCAAUGAAAUUUUCGAUCAAAUGCUACUAACAUUGUAUACUGACAUCGUUGUG
Mizuhopecten yessoensis (Yesso scallop) is the source of this 2641-nucleotide messenger RNA. RefSeq lists its product as uncharacterized. The transcript has 5 exons. Bases 141 to 1373 code for a protein of 410 amino acids. NCBI's taxonomy places the organism in Eukaryota, Metazoa, Mollusca, Bivalvia, Pectinida, Pectinidae. The record is from RefSeq and is a predicted model, not a curated record.